Molecule: messenger RNA, 4983 nt
Organism: Ilyonectria robusta
Lineage: Eukaryota; Fungi; Ascomycota; Sordariomycetes; Hypocreales; Nectriaceae
Exons: 7
Coding region: 1-4983 (1660 amino acids)
Biological process (GO): DNA-templated transcription; regulation of DNA-templated transcription
Molecular function (GO): DNA-binding transcription factor activity, RNA polymerase II-specific; zinc ion binding; DNA binding
Source: RefSeq, a predicted model, not a curated record
AUGGAGACAUCGGCUCAGCAACCGCAGAAAGCCCCCGGCCAGGGCCUGUUCCAGUGCUCAGCCUGCCAGCGCACCUUUACCAGAGUCGAUCAUCUCGCCCGCCACGUUCGCAGUCACUUACAGGAACGACCCUUUCAGUGCCAGACAUGUAACAAGACGUUCGGGCGGCCAGACCUGCUCAAGCGGCACGCCGCCUGCCACGAGGGAGACGAGAAGAGCGGCAAGCGACAGAAGCGGCAGCACCACCAGUCGCUGCGUGUUUCUCAAGCGUGCAAGCCUUGCGCCACGGCCAAGCUCAAGUGCGACGACGAGAAGCCUUGUGGGAGGUGCACGCAGCGAGGCAUCACAUGCACCUUUGAGGCGCGCGACAGUGUGAAGCUAUCGCGAAGCGAGGCUUCGCAAUCCGAAAAUGGCACAUCCCCAGUCGCUGGCCAGUCGGGCGAGUCGCCAGUUAUGGGGGUUCCCAUCGACUCCAUCGAACAAGUGGCCACGAUGCCGACUCCCAACUCCAUGAUCCGACACCCUUCAGUCGCACCCCUUGGACUUCCCAGUACAUCGCCCUUUGACUUUCCCGAGCACAACAUCUCGGGAUUUCUUAGAGGCGUCAUGACGCCCCAUCUCCCCGACGGAUCGUGCACCUACGGCCCCCCAGCCUGGCAUGAAACCAGUUCAGGCUUCAGCGCUCGGGGUCUUCUCGACUUCACCAUGGAGACGGGAUUCGACUUUGACGACGCCGACUUUGGCUUCAUCGACCAGUUAUGUAGCGACCCCAAUGCCAUCGACACCAACCAGCAGCCCAUGGCUGAACAAGCCUUUGACGCGCUGGGCAUCGAGACUCCACGCAAACACGUUGCCCUCGGAGCCGAGGCCUACAAGCGAUCUUCUCUCAGCGUCUGGGAGCCUACAUCGCAAGACACUAUCGCGGCGGAACUCGAGGACCUUUCGGCGCUUGGGACUGAUCACAGUUCUCCUGAAGGCCGAUCGACAAUUAAUCAAUAUUACCUCAGAGAGCGGCUGAGUCGACCUACGAGGGACAAGUUUCUAGGGAUGAUACUAAAUCACUGUCGUCUGGAAAAGACCCAUUUCGCCAUCAAGGCCUUCCCCACACCCGAGGUCUUGGACGAUCUGUUGGAAGGCUUCUUCUCCCAUCAUCUUCACCAAACGGACUCCUACAUCCACGCGCCAUCUUUUCGACCUAAUGCACUAAGGCCAGAACUCCUUGGUGCCAUCGUCGCUUCCGGCGCUAUCCUGACAGACAUCACAUCGGUGCAUAAGCUGGGGUUUGCAAUCCAGGAAGCUGUGCGCACAACGCUCCCCAGCAAAUUCGAGGAGUCAAAUGCAAGGACUCGACAAUUAUGGGCUGUGCAGUCCUUUAUGUGUGAAAUUGAGAUUGGGCUCUGGAGUGGAAUUAAACGGAAGACGGAGAUUGCAGAAAGUCACACGCAAACUCUCUACACGAUGCUUCGGCGCGGCGGGAGAUUCCGGAGGCCGAAUAGGGUAUUGGAAGCUCCUCUUAUCGAAGACACCGGCAAAGUUCUGCACAACAAGUGGCUCGAAUGGGUCGAGGAAGAAAGCUACAAACGGUUCGUGUUCCAUGCCUUUAUCAUGGACGCACGGGCAAGUAUGGCACUGUUCAUCAACCCUGUAAUAUCUUUUGCCGAACUCAGCACUCCACUGCCAGCCCCGCGAGAGUUGUGGUUGGCAGAGGAUGCCGAGCAGUGGAAGACCAUCUACCUCAGCAGACCCAGAUCGACAGACCCGUAUCUUAGCCUCAUCGACUUUUUGCGCGGGCCUAUCGAGCUUCCGGAGGACUGCGAUGUACACCUCUUACAGCUGGUCAUCUUGCACGGAAUUUGGGGUAUGAUUUGGCAACAGUCGCAAUUGCUCUCAACGCUACGGAGACCGGGCUAUACGGACCCUGCCCUCGCGCUUCGACAUCAGGAACUCCUUAAAAUGCUCCAUCACUUCCGAAUCAACAUUUCAGAAUGCCGUGAUCCGACUUCUGAGGAGACAACCCUUACUCUUGAACUUUUGCACAUGCAUCUUCACAUGUCGUUCGAAGAUAUCGAGUUCUUUGCUGGAAAGGGAGAUCUGGAGGACGCUCGCCGUGUUCUGCCAACUCUUCAAGACUGGGUGGACGGACCGCAAUCUCGUCAAGCUAUCUGGCACGCUGGUCAGGUUAUCAGGGCAGCAAGGAAGUUUCGUCUGAAGCACAUCCGUGGUUUUUUUGCCAUUGCUGUAUACCACGCCAGUCUUGCGCUCUGGGCCUACAGCAUUAUGUCUCUGGCCAACGGUUCACAGAACGAAGUGCCCCUGCAAAGCACAUUCCCAAAUGCGGUUUGUCUGGACGGGCCAGAGACAUCCACUGUGCAACGAUUCAUUACGCUUGGGAAGGGAAUCCCGAGCCUCUCAUAUCCUCAAAUCACGGACACCACCACCACAACUCUCGUUCCCCUCUCAAAUCAGGAAGCCGUCAUCAGCGCCGUUCUUGAGAUACUACAGGGCAACUUCCCGUGCAGCCUGCAAGUUGAGACAGCGCCCCCGUUGGUGGAAAAUUUGAAGCAACUCUUGCAAGAUCUGGGGAGGGCAGCGGCCAAGCCCUUUGUCUACAAACCCCUGGUGCAACUUGAGUGCAUCCGGCUCCUCGAUCUUUCUCCAGGCAGCCGGACCGAGGCUCUCCGUGGUCAACUGCGAGUGGUUGACUGGGAGGAAUCACAUUCGUACGGAGCUUUGUCGUAUACCUGGGCGGAUGCUGAAGGCGAUGCCUCGCUCUGUAGGCGCAUACUUCUCGACGAUACCUACAGCCCACUGCCAAUUACUCUCAGUUGCGACCGAGCCUUGCGUUCGUUGCGCAGGAAAGACUCCAAAAUCACCAUCUGGGUUGAUGCUAUUUGUAUCAAUCAAUGGUCUCCCACUGAGAGAUCACACCAAGUCUCCCUGAUGCACCACAUCUACUCUAUGGCGAAGACGGUACAUAUCUACGUUGGGGAGGUAGAACAUGGCGCCGACAAAACUGGGUACCAAUCCAUCACCCAGCUUGAGAGCUUUGAGGCAUCUGAAGCAGCCGACCUGGGUUCCGAUGAAGUUCCUUCAGAGCCGAACUUUACAAGUUUCUUCGCUCGACCAUACUUUUCCCGUUUAUGGGUCGUUCAAGAAGUCCUGUUAGCGCGCUCCCUCACCUUGCAUUGUGGAGAGCUGGCUGUACAGCUCUCGAGGGACACAAUUACCCGGAUCGAACAAAAGGGCGUCGACGUUCCAUCCUGGAUCGGCCUCAUCGCACGGAUGAAACCUGGUUCUAAGAUACCCUCUGGCGAAUUAAUCAGCCUGCUUCUUGCAACUUCGGAGUGUGGUAUGAGUGACUUGCGCGACAAGAUCUUCGGCCUGCUUGGGCUGGUUGAAGAUACUGAUGUCGAAAUGCUCAAUGCUGACUACGAUCUGAUGGUUCGGGAAGUGUACAUUGGCGUGGCCACCUAUUUGUUGCAGAACAGGGGUUGCCACCAGAUUCUCGAGAUUGCAGGUACUGAAGUGGAAACAAACCUUCGAGAGACUUACGGGAUACCUUCUUGGGUUCCUCUUUGGAACUCUGAGACUACCAUCUACGGCCUCGACGACAGAUCACUUCAAUUUUCAGCACUCAAAAAUGACUUUGACGUGUAUUCACCUUCCAGAAUGCACAUAUCUGAAUUUCUGAGGAUAAAAGGGGCUGGUAGCAUACCUGCCAAUCCUGGAGCAGGAGUAUUGGCACCAUCCAGUCUGCAAAUGCAGGUUCAUGCCGGCAGCGGCUGCCUUGUCACACUCGGUUAUACAGUCAUCGAACUGGGCAACCCAUUACUGCGGCCCAUGGAUAGCGCAAGAAUCGAGGCGAAGAUCGAGAGUGAUGAGAUCGUCACCGACUUUCACGAUUUUGACGGAGGUGCUGUGUUAGCCAUUCGCGCUCGUCCGUGGGUGUUGACAAUGGCAAGAUAUUUGAACCAGGGCCCUUUUUACAUAAUAGGGGUCCUAGGCUGCGAAAGUCUAUUCCUUGCAACUAAGUCGAAGCAAGUUGACCAUCCAAUCACCUAUGAGCUGUGUUCUUCAUGUGUGGUUGCACUCAUCCAUGAUGUUAAGAACAGUUACUUUGGAAGCAACACUGCAAUUGAUGAGUUACGUUUGAUGGAGACGUGCUACCCGUUGUAUCAGCAUGCCUUUGACUUUCUUGUCCAGUGGAGGUACAUUCUCAAUGCUGCGGGACAAGAGAAGGCCGUGUCUGAAGACGUCGAAAAGGCGCUGCCAAAUGGCCAACAGUGGGACCUCUCUGACGAAAUUGAGAAACAUACAACAGUGUGGAAUGAACAUGGCAUGGUCCUGAACCGCGAUUUCUCUACCCAGGUCGGAGAAGUCGCCGAUCGCGUUCAGUCCACGCUGCACACUCUGCUCGAGUUUUGGGACCAGGAGGCUUUGAAAACUGCACGACAGUUGUGUCAUGUCGAAUAUAAUCUUACGGGUUACAGGCCUGAGUUCAAACAAUGGUGUAGAUCCCGCAGCAUUCUGAGCUUGUCAGCACAAUCGCGUUUCGUGAUAAAUCGGUUCUCCCGAUCGUCUGGCGGCCAGAUACAAUGGUCGCAGCUCUUUAAAUCGGCACUAGAGACCUGGAGAGAUAAAACCAAUCUGCUGGCCGAGGUAUUUGCGAAACUUCCGGGGGUGGAUUUCGUCGUCAUCGAUGAGGGUCACAAGUCGCGCGUGACUCCUGGCAUGGCUGACAGAAUAUAUGAUGAUGUUCAAUCCUACCUGAGCGAGGGCAAUGAUGAAGAAGACAUCAUAAGGCUGCUUAGCCAGACUCCUCUAAUUGCAUCCGCCGACUGGGCCCUUUUUGAUAAGACUUUUGAGAGCCUUUGUUGGGGAACUACAACUUACGACAAGGCGGAAAGGCUGGUAUUGGGAAGGAAGAUGGUAGAUGACAUGUUACUAAGUAAAAGGAAACUGGCUCCGGUUGUCUUUGUCUGA